Messenger RNA from Pseudophryne corroboree (corroboree frog), 4673 nucleotides. RefSeq names its product thioredoxin domain containing 12 (gene TXNDC12). The record is from RefSeq and is a predicted model, not a curated record. The transcript is spliced from 7 exons. Gene Ontology annotation, cellular component: endoplasmic reticulum. Bases 183 to 704 code for a protein of 173 amino acids. Lineage: Eukaryota; Metazoa; Chordata; Amphibia; Anura; Myobatrachidae.
CACCAGCACAGGCUGUCCAUCGGCGGCCGCCUCCUGCCAUUACAGCGGUCUGGCCAGCAGGGGGAGCCGCCUCCCGCAUCCGGCAGCAGCAUCACUUCCCCCGGACACACGGGUUCCCUGGCUGUAGCAGCUGUACCUGUGCUGGAGUCUGGACACUCAGUAUCUGCAGGUCUGCUGCCGACAUGCCGCGCUCUGAGACCGGGAUCCCGGUGCUGUGCACAGCCGGCGUCCUUCUCCUGACCCUCGGCCCAUUGCUGGUGUCGGGGGAUGCGGGCCUGAGCCGCGGCUUUGGAGACCACAUCCACUGGAGAACGUUGGAAGAUGGGAAGCGGGAAGCAGCCAGCAGUGGAUUACCGAUUAUGAUGAUCAUCCAUAAAACCUGGUGUGGAGCUUGCAAAUCGCUGAAGCCGAAGUUUGCAGACUGCAAGGAGAUCUCAGAGCUCUCCCAUAACUUUGUCAUGGUGAAUGUGGAGGAUGAGGAGGAGCCAAAGGAUGACGUCUACAGCCCAGAUGGGGGAUACAUACCUAGGAUUGUGUACCUGGAUCCCAGUGGGAAUGUCCACCCAGAGAUAAUCAACGCCAAAGGGAACCCAAGUUACAAGUAUUUCUACAGCUCUGCGGAACAAGUGGUUGAAGGAAUGAAAGAGGCUCAGGAGAAACUCACUGGAAAAUUUGGCACGGAACGUGCUGAAGAUGAGCUAUAACCCGCAAACGUUAACAUCUGAAACAGUUUCCUUGAACUGUAUACACUUCCUCGGAAGCUGCUUCAUCCUUCCCACCUUUAGAGCCUGGAUUGCCACACACUUGGUGCCCACUUCUGUGCAAUUCACUCAAAGGGAAUUAAAAUGGCCAUUUGCCAGUAGACCACCAAAUUUCCAGCGUAACCGUACUCUGACCCCUAUUUUUUCAGUACGCUGUCAGUCCGGUGGUGUUGGGUACAGCUUUAUAAAAAGAGAACUAUUUUUGAGAGAGGAAAGCCUUUCGUAGGUCCACACCUCACACUUUAAAAAAAGAUAUGUAACAAAGUUUGUAAAAUGCCUUUAUAAAAUAUUUACUGCGGUUAGAUUUCUUAACCACUUCUGUGCCCGGUCAGGAGCCACCUCUCAGUGUGCAUAAACACGUUUUCUUUGCCCCAUCAGUGGCUUUAUCAUUUAUUUUUAGCAUAUGUUUUUUAGUGUUUUAACUGUUAAUUGAAUUGAUCAUGCUACUUGUUCUGUGAUGUGCAUCAUUGCUACCAUGUUCUGAGUCACUAUAAGUCAGGAUGCAGCCCUUUAAUGUGGCCCAUAUGUGGACUCUUUGAGAGUAAUUCCACCCUCUUCAUCUUAGGUCAACUUUCUUGUGACUCAGAUGUAAGAGUGGUCUGUCUGGUGCCUUCAAAGCUUAACUAGCUUGCUAUAGGUUAGCUGGUGCUCUGAUCUCCUUAUGAGAUUCACUGCUAUACUGUUUAACAUGACACUAAACUACAAGUCCCAGCAAUGCGUCUAAAACAGGGUAUAACCUUCCUUCUCCAAUCAUUGUAUAUCAGCGGGCCACCGCUUGCUGGCAGCAACACUACCUCCUGAUACCGUUGAGGGUUUAGACAUAAUAAAGGUAGCUGUCCAAUUACUUUAUCCAGCGUUACCCAAACCUAUUGCGCAGUUCAUGUUUUCCAUGUCUCCUUGUUGGAGCACCGGUGUAGUCAUAACUGACGGAUACACUUUAAAAAGAUCCACUAGUGGCACUAAUUAUAUCAGUUGUGAUUGUGUGAGGAGACCUGAUGCAAAAGAUAGGUGUAUAUGCUUGAUAUAAACAUCAGGCUUCUAAUAACCAUAUUAAUGUAUUUAUUGACUAAAUAGAAAACAAUAAUUUACUGAUAAAUAGCAUAUAUUCACUGCUAAUAAAUAUUCAAUAAUGCUGCAUUCAGAUCGCAAAUGCCGGAUCCUACCCGGUAAGAGAAACGUGUCCUUACCGGGUGGGAUCCGGCAUUUGCGCUCCUCUGCUGGCUUUCCAACCCGAGAAUAUACCGGGUCGGUUGCCAUAGCAGCGGGGGGCGCAGCAGGGGCGGGGAUGGAGGCGGUGCUGGGAGAUGAGCUCAUCUCCUGCGCCGCCUCUCCCUAUGCUGUGAAUGGGAGCCGUGUCGCAUCGGAACAGCUCCCAUUCACACUGCACCUGACCCGGUAUUCAACCCGGUAAUAACCCUUCUUUUUUUCCGGGUUGAAUUACCAGGUCAGGCGACCCGCUAAUUCUGCAAAGGACCUUUCACAUCGCACACUGACCCGUUUCGACACGGCAAUAAAUGAAAGCUUCGGAUAGUUUGCUGCACUCACACUGUCCCUGAUAGACAGAUACAGUGCUAUGGCACCCGAGGCUUUGUUCCUGUAUAUCCUACCGUGAGGCGAUGGACAGCAGGUGAUUGCUGCAUAUCUAUGGGCCCUACUACCGCAAUCAAUAGUCAGCUAAUCUGUGAGGAGACCUGGAAAACAUGCACUGCUAGGUAUACCCAAAGGACUAGAGUUUAAAGACACUGACUUGGCUCCUAUUUUCUCAUAGUCCGCAAUCUAUAGUUUGCCACUAACAGGAUCUGUAUUCAACUGCCAUUGCUAAUAGGUACAUUAUAGUAUUAAAUUGACAACUGGGUUCCUCCCCAAGCGUGUAUUGUUAUUUCUUUAAUUACCACUGCAAGCAGUAUUGCCAAAUUAGAGGUGAGUUCAUACGGUAAUCUGUGGGACAGCAAUGGUUAAGGCACCAUUGUCCUUGGAAUCCUGAAGAGAUGAUGUUUUGCAUAUUUUGCUAAUCAGGGUCCUGGCCGACGAGCCAUUCCUUUCAUUGCCUGGAAAUAACAUUUGCAGUACUUUCUCUCUACCUGUAGGUGGCAGUGUAAGCUUGUCUCAUUGCUGUACAGCACUUCACCUGUCUCAAACUCAUUUAUAUUCUGUUGAUCCCAUUUGUUCUUUACUGCUCUUAAACUAAAACUAUAACCUGCAUACAAUGGAGACAUCUCUUAUGGGCCUAACCGGUAUUUAGCCUUCUCAGUGGGGAUCAGUGACAAAUCGUAGAGGGACUGUCUGCUGUAUAUUCAUGAAGUAAUGGUAACUAGUGGCAUCCCCUCAGCUUUGCACCAUUGGCAGCAUCCCCAAUCAUCCUGUACUUGUCGCGGCCCUGGCUCACAUCACUCUAGGAACCGGUCCAAUUCAAUUGAUUCAUUCCACGUAUAAGUCGUCGUGAUUGUUGUCCCUCAACUUCUGUGUUAUCACAGUAUAUAUGCUUUGUACUAUUGUUCCAAGCAAUGGCUAGUUAAUUGCCCGGGACCGUAAUUACUUCAGCAAUAAUAUGAAUACUGACUCAUUGUAAGACUCGAGAAUUAUUCAGUUUGAUUAUACGUCUUUCCCUUUGAUUUGUUCUGGCCAGUGUAAGAGCAGUGUUGGCGUUAUAUCACUGACAAUGGUGUAGAGACACAGGUAUUUAGCGUGGUAGUGGCGUUACCUUUUUAAAUAGUCUUGACUUGAAAUUCAACAGGAAAUAUAUUUUUUACAUUUAUAAUAAAUAUUCUAUUAAUAUUCUUGUAUUCAAUAAAUGCCAAGAACUAGUACAUAUUGUAAACCAUGCAAGUGUUCCUAGCAGGUGUUUUAUGUUGCAGGUACUGCGCUCUGGGAUACAUGCACUUUGCACGAGGAGGCGGCCAUUUUGUGUGCUCAGCUGUUAUACACCACAAUGCGACCUAUCCAUUUAUUGUAACUGAGAUAUUGACACAGGGCCUAUCGAUGAAGUAUUAGGCUGCUGUCUCUCAACAUGUCCACUUCCGUUGCAUGUGGGCAACAAACACUUUAGAAACGUGUAUUUUAAAUACAUUUCUAGCUCAGUUCAGACGUUCCAAUGUGUGUCCCUUUGCAGAUCUUCUAAAAUUUUAAUUCCAAAACAGAAUUCAAAGUAUUUGAAUUACAUGGGAUCUUAUUAGUUUGGUGUGCAAGACAUUGGGCUAUGUUUUCCCAAAAGUUUUCCUCCGUUCAAAAGAAGUUGCUAUGUAACUCAAUUAUUGCUUUCAUCUUUUAGCUUAAAUUGUACUAUAAAUUUUAUAGAAUUUGGGUGUUUUUUUUGCAUGGUUAUGAAUGCCUCUCAUUAUUGGGGGGUUAUUUUGUGUUACUGUAAUUGGUUCUCUGCCUUUUUUCCCUAGUAUUGUUUCACAGUCAAUGCCUGAUGCUACAAGAAGAAAAAUGUACCUCAUAGAAGUCGGAUAUUUUUGUUUUUUAAAAUGUUCUGUAACACACAUUACGGUAUAUAAAAUAUAUGUGUGUGUGUGUAUAUAUAUAUAUAUAUAUAUAUAUAUAUAUAUAUAUAUAUACACACACACACAAAUUAUAUGUACAUAGAAUGUCAGAUGGGGAUGCACCAAAUCUUCAAUUACUUUUGGGGUUUGCGCAAUCCUGACUUUAACAUGAUUUCACAAAUAAAAUACCAGUGUGUUAUACUUUUUAUGGAGGAGGGGGUUGUAUUUGGGUUGUGAUGACGUGAUUCACUGCAUCGCAAAAUCAAGGUCCCGGGAAGCUGGUCUACUCUCUCUGUAGUCCAGGAGUGUAGUUUGUCAGUGACUUAUAUAAAUGCAAUUGAAGUGGGAAAACAUUUUCUCCAUAAAUAGUACAUUUUGCAAUUUUAUUGGAAUUCAAGGAAAUGUAAUAAAAUCUAAUGGUUAUAAAUUA